This is a messenger RNA of Cooperia oncophora, 1410 nucleotides long. NCBI's taxonomy places the organism in Eukaryota, Metazoa, Nematoda, Chromadorea, Rhabditida, Trichostrongylidae. The record is from the annotation of a GenBank genome assembly.
AUGAAUAUCAACGUUUUUCUUGCUGAUUUGUUUGAAAUUUUUGAACCUGCUCCAACCGUUGUGGCGCAGCCUGAACCUGUCACAUCACCUCGGCGAUUCGUUCCCGUGCAAGGGAUUCCGGAUUUGCGCGCUGCCAACUCUGCAGCUCGCAGCCAAUAUCCGCCAAGAGUCAGGAAUCCGUUCAGCAACGUGCAUGUGACGUCAACUCCAGCUGGAGUUCCUGUUUCUGUACCAUCUCGUUCGAUCAGUAUGAUGAGUCAAGACAGUCUGCUAACAAAUAGAACACAAGAUUCAUGGCGAGUCGCACCACAACGUCAACCGCCCGAGUACUGGGGUGCAAACGUCACCAAUUUUGGUCGCCUCGUUCAGCCUGAUGAUGGUAGUAACGGUAACCUGUCUACAACGGGAUGUUCACCAUAUGCAAGGAGCGACUCGUUGCCGACAGCCUCAAUCAGACUCGCACUCGAAGAAAAACGCCGUGAUCAUGAAAAACGGAAGGCGCUAAUGAGUACGAUGACUGAGUCAGAACGUGCUGAAAAAGGAAAAGCGGCCUUCUUUGCUGUGAUGAACAGAGGUGAUCAAUCUAAUGCGGCUGGCUCUGAUUCACCAAAUGCUAAACUCAUUCGCGAGUUGGAUCGCAAAUUGACAGAUCUCGCCCAGCAAGUAUCCCUUAUGAAUAUUAGCCCAGACCAGCAACGUAUCAGUCGUGCAUUGUCUCAACCGAGUGUCUAUCAAGAAGUUCCACCAGCUCCACCUCAAUCAGCUCGAGGCGGAUAUGGAACUUUGCCUCACAGUACCCAAAAUGCACCAAGUUAUGGACAACCAUAUGCUCAUCAACAACAGCAACAAGACUUUUAUGGGUAUGCGCAGCCACAGCAAGGUCCCUAUGCUCAGCCACAACAGCUGCGUUCAAGCCUUUCAAAUGGCAUGCUAAACUAUAUUCCGGGUCAAAUGCCAUCGUAUGGCGAAUACCCUACUGGUCUGGUGCAACCCCCACAAAUGCCUGGUCAACCAGCGUAUAGUCCAGAAAUGUAUACCCAACAUAUGCCCUCAUUAUGCACAACAAUCACAACAGCAGCCAGGCUAUGCGAUGCUACCGGCUUUUCGCUUCAUCAGCCGAUAGGCGCGGCGCCAAUGAUGGCGCCACCGGCGUCAACGUAUUCAUCGGCUUAUUCGCAACAGCCGCUUGACACGCACAACACUUCGCCUUCCUACGCACUGCAAUCUCAACCCCCACAACUGAUUCCGGCUAUGAUGCCCCAACAACAGCAACAACCUUCACAAGCCUAUUCAUCGUAUCAGGGUACACCACAACUCGAGAAUCAACCACCACUCGGCUACGAAUCUCAAGACGGUGGAGCAACGUUCCGACUACACAGCCAAGAUGUAAAUAUUUUUUUUCUGAAUUGA